AUGGUGGCACUACCGACACAGAAUCAGCUCUACGCUUUUUACAUUUCGCGCUGCGCACACCAUCGAGUGGGGAAGCCAAAUGAACAAGUGCUUGAGCUCCUUUUAGAAGAUGAGUUUAGCCGACUUUCAUGGCAGAAGGCUGAAGCUGCAGAGCACCUCAUCUCCCUUGAUGAACUGCAUGAUAUGGAGGGCGAUAGCCCCUCGACUCUACAAAAUAACGAUACACCAUUAGCGAUGAAAACGACCUUUAGGCUGCCGAACUCCUCAUUAGAUGAAGGCCCAGUUCACAUUGGAGCUCGUGGCAUGCUUUCUAUUCUAGACCUCAUACAGGAGCUCCCGUUGCUUGAGGAAGUUGAUUUAUCCAACGUUACCUCAUGGUAUAUCGCUGAUGCUUUUACUCAUACAAGAGAAGGUGCACCCUGUGGUAAUGCAGUAAUUAAGCGAUUAUGCGAGGUGAUUAAAAAUCUACCUGCACUGCGCAGGCUUGACGUGCGUACGCAGCCUAUUGGGACUCUGGCUGCGAACGAUUUGCUUCAUGCUAUUCAAGGCUGCCAGCGCCUUGUGGAUGUAUUUUUUUGCCGUAAAGCUGUGGAGAAUAGGUUGUGCCGUACCAUCGAUGAGGCUCUCGAUAAAAAUCGCGAGGCGUCGGCGCAGCUGCCCUCGCCUAGCCUCCCGGAAGCUUUACCACCAUACCUAUCUCGUAUCCUGACGUUGGAUCGCAAGACAUUGUGUGAGCAACAGCAGCUUCGCUGGCUACUCACGGAAGAUGACAACUUUACAGGCGCCGUGACUGAGGAGGAGCUGAGUGAGAUAGUUCUACACGCGCGUUUGAUGAGCACUAGCGAGGUUGUUUGGCGCUGCAGCAACGAUGGGUUGCGCGGGGAUGGCGUGCAUCUUUUUGUGAUAAAGGAUGGCUCUCUUCGGGCUUGCACUGAUCUAGAAGGCCUUAAGCUCGGUCGUGGCGACUAUUUUGGUGAUACAUACGAACAUGUGAUUAUAUAUCCAUCGAGCAGGAUUGUCGAGACGGAGCGAGGCAUCGUGUACGCGAUUCCACUGGAGUGGUGCCGCAGCCUCUUGGAUGUGUGGAAGAAGCGGGUGUUCGAACUUUACUCUGAGUUGCGUUCAUUUCCGAUCAUGCAGGUCGUUGACACCUGGACGCGUGUCCGUCUCUGCACGUGUUCUAUGUUACAUCACUACAAGCCUGGGGAGGUCGUGCUGAACGUUGGCGACUUCAGGAAGGCCGUGUGGAUUGUCUGCAGCGGCUUUUUUGAGGCUUCGGCUGGGACAAUUGAAGAUAAGGUGGCGACUGGUCGCUACGAGAUCCACCGCUUUGUCAAAGCAGACGUUUUUGGUGUUGAAGCUGUUGUUGCUCGCAAGGGUUGUAGCUCUGUCACGGUGUCGGUGGGGAAGGAAUCGAAAACUAUUUACUCCGCUGUAGUGGUGUGCGGCUCCGCUAUUCGAAUUAUCUCAAACAGUAUACGAAGCGUAUUCGUAUCGCUUGCACGUCCCUACUCUCUCCAUGAUGAUCUUCGUCGUAUUGCCACAAAAGACUUGGAGCGCGGCGCCUGCUUUUCUAUUAUUUGA
Messenger RNA from Phytomonas sp. Hart1, 1584 nucleotides. NCBI's taxonomy places the organism in Eukaryota, Euglenozoa, Kinetoplastea, Trypanosomatida, Trypanosomatidae. The record is from the annotation of a GenBank genome assembly.